Molecule: messenger RNA, 801 nt
Organism: Paraglomus occultum
Lineage: Eukaryota; Fungi; Glomeromycota; Glomeromycetes; Paraglomerales; Paraglomeraceae
Source: the annotation of a GenBank genome assembly
AUGGUCGUAAUGAUUUCAAGAACAUUAUCCGAAAAGGAAUUACAUUCCAAACUAAAAAAGAUAUUCACAAAGAUAGGAUGUCUGGACAAGGCGCAAGAGGGCAUCCGGGAUUUAUACGACCUUCUCCUAGAACACCCAGAGUGUGACUCAAAAGUAAACGCAUUCCUUGAACAUACUGGAAUAUUUUUCCGCAGAUACAUACGAAGCGCAUUGGCCGAGAUAACGACCGUAGAAAUGAAAAAGUGCGGAUUACUCCCGAGUACGCCUGCACCCAUCAAAAGAGAAGUGCGCACAGUACCGUUUGAUGAUUUAUCGAGUCCGGCAGAAAGUCAAAGUGAUAGUGACAUCACUCUCACGGGAAGUUCCGCUCCAUCGACCCCCGGGACACCCGGUUCACCUGCCGUAACUGAAUUACCCCAUAUAGGAGGUUGGUAUAUUCUAGUCCGAGACAUUAUACUGAAAAUUGAAAUUAUCGGUUAUCGUCAAAACAUACUGAUGGGGUUGUGCAUCACAUCAACAAUAGGAUUCAAGGAUAAAUUCGCCAAAGAAACGUUUGAACAAACACGUUCUCGGCUACAUUCAAUAUUCCAGUAUGAAAAGUACAAGAACGGACAGCGGAGGUCUAGUCUUCCAAACAUGUCACAAAACGACGCUGAGCGUCUUGCAUAUGUAAAAGACAUUAUAAAUUCAUCUUCGCAUAUACGACGGUCAUCGUGGAAUCAUACACCAUCUCCACUUAUACCGACAGAACGAUUCGGGUCGAUACCCAGCAGAAAAUUCAAACAUAUUAAUUUGGAAUAA